This is a messenger RNA of Tetrahymena thermophila SB210, 1008 nucleotides long. RefSeq names its product papain family cysteine protease. The record is from RefSeq and is a predicted model, not a curated record. Gene Ontology annotation, cellular component: lysosome. The transcript has a single exon. NCBI's taxonomy places the organism in Eukaryota, Ciliophora, Oligohymenophorea, Hymenostomatida, Tetrahymenidae. Gene Ontology annotation, molecular function: cysteine-type endopeptidase activity.
AUGAAUAGAUUGAUCCUUUUGAGUAUUAUCAUGCUCAUGCCUCUCUGUUUGGCUCAAGAUAUAAAUGUAGAAAAACUCCUUGCUUAUAAUAAAUGGUCAAGCUAAUACCAAAGAGUUUAUCUGAAUGAACAUGAAAAACUAUUUAGAUAAAUGAUUUUCUUUGAGAAAUUGUAAAAGAUGAAGGAACAUAACAGUAAUCCUAAUAACACCUAUUCUAUCCAUUUAAACUAAUUCUCAGAUAUGACUAAAGAAGAAUUUACUCAAAAAAUUCUUAUGAAAUAGGAUUUGGUUGGCCAUUUAACGAAAGGAGCUAGUUAAGAGGCAACUCAUAAUGAUGUAAAUAGCGAAGCUUAACUGAAUUCAAAAAGCCCCACUUUAGCUGCUUCAAUAGACUGGAGAACAAAAGGUGCUGUAACAUCGGUUAAGAAUUAAGGUAAUUGUGGUUCAUGCUGGAGUUUCUCUGCAGCUGGCUUAAUGGAGUCAUUUAACUUCAUUAAAAACAAAGCUUUAGUUGAUUUUUCUGAGUAAUAACUCCUUGAUUGUGUCAUCGCUGCAAAUGGUUACAAUAUUCAUGGAUGUGAUGGAGGAUGGCCUGCUUACUGUGUAGACUAUGCUUCCAAAGUAGGUAUCACUACCUUAAAGAACUAUCCCUAUGUUGGAGUUUAGAAUAAGUGUAAUGUGACUGGCACAAAUAAUGGUUUUAAGCCUAAAUAGUGGAAUUAAGUUCCUAACACUUCGAAUGACUUAAAAAUGGCUUUGAAUUUCUCUCCUGUUUCUGUUCUUGUUGAUGCUAACAAUUGGGAUGGUUAUUAGUCUGGAAUUUUCAACGGGUGCGAUUAAUCUCUUAUUAUUCUUAACCAUGCUGUAUUAGCUGUUGGUUAUGACAAGCAAGAUAACUGGAUUGUUAAAAAUUCUUGGGGCCCUUAUUGGGGUGAAAAUGGUUAUAUGAGACUUGCUCCUAACAACACCUGCGGUAUCCUAAAAUAUAAUAUUUAAAUUACUGCUUGA